Messenger RNA from Condylura cristata (star-nosed mole), 5258 nucleotides. It is a transcript of the gene HMGCR, whose product is annotated as 3-hydroxy-3-methylglutaryl-CoA reductase. Lineage: Eukaryota; Metazoa; Chordata; Mammalia; Eulipotyphla; Talpidae. Gene Ontology annotation, cellular component: endoplasmic reticulum membrane; peroxisomal membrane. The record is from RefSeq and is a predicted model, not a curated record. The coding region runs from base 137 to 2800 and encodes 887 amino acids. Gene Ontology annotation, biological process: isoprenoid biosynthetic process; sterol biosynthetic process; coenzyme A metabolic process. Gene Ontology annotation, molecular function: NADP binding; hydroxymethylglutaryl-CoA reductase (NADPH) activity; protein binding. The transcript has 20 exons.
GGUUCCUUCCGCUCCGCGUCUCCGUUGACUGGAGACUGGCGGAGCGCUGGCUCCCAGGUUCGGUGGCCUCUAGUGAGAUCCGGAGGUGAGGCGGGAGGUGGCCGCGAAGGGGGGGUCCAAGAAUUCUGUAACUACAAUGUUGUCAAGACUUUUCCGAAUGCAUGGCCUCUUUGUGGCCUCCCACCCCUGGGAAGUCAUAGUGGGGACAGUGACACUGACCAUCUGUAUGAUGUCCAUGAACAUGUUUACUGGUAACGAUAAGAUCUGUGGUUGGAAUUAUGAGUGUCCAAAGUUUGAAGAGGAUGUUUUGAGCAGUGACAUAAUAAUUCUGACAAUAACACGAUGCAUAGCUAUCCUGUAUAUUUACUUCCAGUUUCAGAAUUUACGUCAACUUGGAUCAAAAUACAUUUUGGGAAUUGCUGGCCUCUUCACAAUUUUCUCGAGUUUUGUAUUCAGCACAGUUGUCAUUCAUUUCUUAGAUAAAGAGCUGACGGGCUUGAAUGAAGCUUUGCCCUUUUUCUUACUUUUGAUCGACCUUUCCAGAGCAAGUGCACUAGCAAAAUUUGCCCUCAGUUCCAACUCACAGGAUGAAGUAAGGGAAAAUAUUGCUCGUGGAAUGGCAAUUUUAGGUCCCACAUUCACCCUUGAUGCUCUUGUAGAAUGCCUUGUGAUUGGAGUUGGUACCAUGUCAGGGGUGCGUCAACUUGAGAUUAUGUGCUGUUUUGGCUGUAUGUCAGUUCUUGCCAACUACUUUGUGUUCAUGACUUUCUUCCCAGCUUGUGUGUCCUUGGUUUUAGAGCUUUCUCGAGAAAGCCGUGAGGGUCGUCCAAUUUGGCAGCUCAGUCAUUUUGCCCGUGUUUUAGAAGAAGAAGAAAAUAAACCAAAUCCUGUUACUCAGAGAGUUAAAAUGAUUAUGUCCCUAGGUUUGGUUCUUGUUCAUGCUCACAGUCGCUGGAUAGCUGACCCUUCUCCUCAAAACAGUACGACGGAGAAUUCUAAGGUUUCUUUAGAACUGGAUGAAAAUGUGUCCAAAAGAAUUGAACCAAGUGUUUCCCUCUGGCAGUUUUAUCUCUCCAAAAUGAUCAGCAUGGAUAUUGAACAAGUUAUUACCCUUAGUUUAGCUCUUCUUCUGGCAGUCAAGUACAUCUUCUUUGAACAAGCAGAGACAGAAUCUACACUCUCAUUGAAAAACCCCAUCACAUCCCCUGUAGUGACCCAAAAGAAAGUCCCAGACAAUUGUUGUAGACGAGAACCUGUACAGGUCAGAAGUAACCAGAAACUUCAUUCAGUGGAGGAGGAAACAAGGGCAAACAGUGAAAGAAAAGCUGAGGUUAUAAAACCCUUAGUGGCAGAAACUGACAGUUCAAACAAAGCUACAUUUGUGGUUGGUAACUCCUCACCUGAUAUGUCACUGGAACUAGAGACACGAGAACCUGAAAUUGAACUUCCCACAGAACCUCGGGCUAAUGAAGAAUGUCUACAGAUACUUGGGAAUGCAGAGAAAGGUGCAAAAUUCCUUAGUGAUGCUGAGGUCAUUCAGUUAGUCAAUGCCAAGCAUAUCCCGGCAUACAAGUUGGAGACGCUGAUGGAAACCCAUGAACGAGGUGUAUCUAUUCGCCGACAGUUACUUUCCAAAAAACUUCCAGAGCCUUCUUCUCUCCAGUAUCUGCCUUACAGGGACUAUAAUUACUCACUGGUGAUGGGAGCUUGUUGUGAGAAUGUCAUUGGAUACAUGCCCAUUCCUGUUGGAGUGGCAGGCCCUCUGUGCUUGGAUGGAAAGGAAUUUCAAGUUCCAAUGGCAACAACAGAGGGUUGUCUUGUGGCCAGCACGAACAGAGGCUGCAGAGCAAUAGGGCUCGGUGGAGGUGCCAGCAGCCGAGUCCUUGCGGAUGGAAUGACUCGUGGCCCGGUAGUGCGGCUUCCUCGUGCUUGUGAUUCAGCAGAAGUGAAGGCUUGGCUUGAGACACCUGCAGGGUUCACUGUGAUAAAGGAGGCGUUCGACAGCACCAGCAGAUUUGCACGUCUACAGAAGCUUCAUAUAAGUAUGGCUGGACGCAACCUUUAUAUCCGUUUCCAGUCCCGGUCAGGAGAUGCCAUGGGGAUGAACAUGAUUUCCAAGGGUACAGAGAAAGCACUUUCAAAGCUUCAAGAGUAUUUCCCUGAACUGCAGAUUUUAGCAGUUAGUGGUAACUAUUGUACUGACAAGAAACCUGCUGCUAUAAAUUGGAUAGAAGGAAGAGGAAAGUCUGUUGUUUGUGAAGCCGUCAUCCCUGCUAAAGUCGUCAGAGAAGUGCUAAAGACCACUACAGAAGCUCUGGUUGAUGUGAACAUUAAUAAGAAUUUGGUAGGCUCUGCCAUGGCCGGAAGCAUUGGUGGCUACAACGCCCAUGCAGCCAACAUCGUCACUGCUAUCUACAUUGCCUGUGGACAGGAUGCAGCACAGAACGUUGGUAGUUCAAACUGUAUCACCAUCAUGGAAGCAUGUGGUCCCACCAAUGAAGAUUUGUAUAUCAGUUGCACCAUGCCAUCUAUAGAAAUAGGAACUGUGGGUGGUGGGACCAAUCUGCUCCCUCAGCAAGCCUGUUUGCAGAUGCUAGGUGUUCAAGGAGCGUGUAAAGACAAUCCUGGGGAGAAUGCCCGACAGCUUGCUCGAAUUGUGUGUGGUACUGUCAUGGCUGGGGAACUGUCACUGAUGGCAGCACUGGCAGCAGGACAUCUUGUCAAGAGUCACAUGAUUCACAACAGGUCAAAGAUUAAUUUACAAGACCUUCAAGGAACUUGCACUAAGAAGGCAGCCUGAAUAGUCUGACAUUCUAAACUGAAAUUCGGGCGUUGGGUUCUAAAGGACUAACAUAAAAUCUGUGAAUUAAAAAGCUCGAUGCAGUGUCUUGUUGAGGAUGAAUAGACGUGAUCAGUGAGACGGCUGCUUGGUUUUGGGCUCUUUCAGAGGGUCUGAGUCCUUUCCAUGCAGAUUCCUCAAAUCUGGAAACAGUUUAAUGCUUUACAUGCUGUGUUCUUUGGAAAGAUCUCAACAUGGAUAUCAUGCUUUAAAGCAUCACAGAUGGUAAUCUACAGCUCACUUCUGAAAGAAUACAAGCUGGAAAAUGUGUUGCCUUUGAUGAAAUUUUCUUUUGAUGAAAUGGAGUUCAUGAUGAUCAACGUGAGAUUACCCCUUCUAGCUCCCCACCCCACCCUGGGUUGAAAAUGGAUUUUUAAAUUAUACUGUAGUUGACAGAACUCCUGAUUUCAUAGUUAAUUUAUUAAGCCUGGGUUGUAGAACUUGAAGAAAUAAGAGCUAAUUUUAUUUUUUGUAAGCUAAUAUUUCAUUUGGUGCUGGUUUAUUUUGGUUUCUUUUUUGGGUAGCCAACAUUAUUCUUCAGAAGGGGACUUGUUUUCUUCAAGGGAAGAAUUACUCUUACUCCCAAACUACAGAAUAAUGUGCUGAAAGCAGUGCUAACUGGUUCUCUAUCAGGAAAACAAAUCACUGCAUUUAUACAGGCUAUUCAGAGAGGCCUCUUGUCUAAAUGUGUUGACUUAGAUUGGCUAUAACAUAUCUUUCAGCAUAAGGCUUUAAGAAACAGUUUUCUGCUCUUAAUUAGAGAUGCAAGAGUAUUUAAUAUUGUAUAGAUAAAGGUGACUCUGUUUAUGAAGAACAUACAAGCCUGUGACACCCUCAAAAAUCCGAAGGUAGAGAAAACAGGUUUAAAGAAAAAUACCAUUUCUCUAAACCAACUUUGAUUUCUUAAAAGACCAAUAUAUUUAGCUGAGAAAUCUACAUAGUUUUUUUUGUAAAGAACUGUAUCAAAUCUGUAUAUGUUGUAAUAAAAUUUCUUAUGCUAGGAGUUUAUUGAAAGUGUUCAAGAAAUAAAAAUCAACUUGUAUACUGAUAAAACACUCUUAAACUUGGGCUAGAGAAAAUAGUGUUCUUUAAAGUCCAGGAAACCCUGCCUUGCUAUGGAGCUAAUGAAAGGGAAAGUCAGUUUUCAGAGCUGGUGAGCUGCCUGUGAAUGGCCCUGGAGGAAUGUGCCCUGUUCCUGGGGCCAGGAGGUUGGUGACCGAAACACUCACACAGGGCUCUUGGAUGGACCCAUAAAAGCUCUUAGCUUUCUCAGGGUGUCAGCAGAGUUGUUGAAUCUUAACCAUUUUUUUUAAUGUACAAGUUUUGUAUAAAUAAUAAAGAACUCUCCGUAUUUUGUAUUACAUCUAAUGCUCCAAGUGUUGGUCUUGGACAGCUGCUAUCUCACGUACAAGAUGGACUCUGACACGUUCUAGUAAUGCCACGGCAGCAUGGAGAGCCUGAGUGAUGUGUAUGCAGUAUUAUUGUUGAAGAUUGACCUUUUCUAUUGUAUGUAAAGCUUAAAUGGCUUCUGUUGUGAGUUUUCAGCCAGUGAUGACUUACCUGAACUUUUCAUGGAAGUUGCAGUGAAAAAUAUGUGUAUUCAUUUUGGUGACUGUAACCGAUAUCCUCUUGCUGAAUUAAUGUUUUGUACAAUUACUAAAUUGUAUACAUUUUGUUACACUUUUUUUUUCCAGUUCUAGUAAAUUAUGAAAAAGAAGUUACCACGCUAAGUGUAAGCAACCUUUUUGUUGGGGUUAAGCCUGAGGCUUCAAAACUUGUGAAGUCUGGUCAGCCUUCUACCUGUGACUCGGGACAGGUAUCCCGACCACCUAUCAUUCUCUAGUAUGUUCUGCUCCAUAGCAUCCACAACAGGCUGGUGGUGUGUGUGUAUUAAAAUUCUCUUCCCUAUCCUUAGUUUGAUUAGUUCGAUUUAUCAUCUCAGCUUUUCAGACACGUUUGGGUAUUGGGGAGUGAGGGUUAGUGGACAGAGAGGGAACAAAGAUUGGGUAGCUAAAACCAAAGGCCACUGCAAGCACACCUUCAAAUAUCAGCUGAAGUGGAGGCUACAGCUUAGAAUAACUCAGUUUGGCCUCUGCUAGAAGAGCUGAUUCCUUUUGUGGUUAUCGACCACACUUGUGCACAACUUAAUGGUGAAAAGAUGUGUUUGAGCUGGUGAGAACCAACGCUAGAGAAUCAGUUUGAAUAUUCUUCCAGAGAUGAUUGUACGGUUUUCAAGGUCAGCCCCUCCAGAAUGGAGUGAUUUGGGGAGCCAUGCAUGGGGCAAGGCAGGGUUUUCCUUCAAUUCAGGAAUGAGAAGGAAACACAAAUUGAAGAUUCUGAGCUCAAUCCCUAUUUGCACAGCAACACAUCAAUGCAAAUCCACUGUGUGUGUACAAACGGCUGAAAUAAGCAAUAAAUU